Molecule: messenger RNA, 2640 nt
Organism: Sesamum indicum (sesame)
Lineage: Eukaryota; Viridiplantae; Streptophyta; Magnoliopsida; Lamiales; Pedaliaceae
Product: RNA-binding KH domain-containing protein RCF3
Molecular function (GO): RNA binding
Source: RefSeq, a predicted model, not a curated record
UUUGCUAUAUUUCAAAAUGAAUCUUGAAAUUGGGAUGCAGAGAGGUUUUAUGUCAGUCCACCCGAGUCCCAACUGAAGCAACUCACUGUUCUGUUCAAUGAGAUUCUUUUCUUCUAUGGUAAGCCUUCUCAGGAAUUAAUCGCUCCAUCAACCAUCCAAACACAAUGGAAAUUGUCUGAUUCAACAUCCAAACAUCUCGAAAUCAAAGAUCAUGUAGCCGUACCCUCUCCUUCCUCCCGCGGCCGGAGACGCCACCUUCGACCGGCCGAACAACGCCGCUGCCACCACCACCACCACCAUUCAAGUUCACCCAUCGUAGAAUUGCAUAUACUUCUACAGUUGCAUCGUCAUUCCGCUGGGAGAAAAAGGGUCUUAGUGGAAAUGGAAGACACUGAUUUUGUUUCUCAGAAAUUGACCAAAUCGGAAACAACCCAGCAGAUAAAAAACCACCCCAGCUCAUCCGCCCGAGGCGGUGGUUCCAAGAAUACUAGAAAGCACCACCCAACUCCCCCCGCCGCAGGAGAAGGCGGUUCCAGCAAUACUAGAAAGCCCCACCCCCCCCCCCCCGCCGCAGGACAAGUGGCGUUCCGCCUGCUAUGCCACGACCACAGUGCCGGCGGUGUGAUCGGGAGCUCGGGCUCCAUAAUUAAGCAUCUUGAAACUCUAACGGGAUCGAAAAUACGGUUCGAGGAGCGCACUCCAAACUGUCAUGAGCGCGUGAUCAAUAUCGUGGGCGAUGCUGUGGUGGAAAGGAAGAUAUCUGUGGGAAGAAGCGAAAAAUAUGAAAUGGUGGAUGUGUCAAAAGCGCAGGAGGGUUUGAUGAGAGUUUUCGAGAGGGUUUUGGAGGUAGAAGGUAAUGGGGGAAACAAUGAAAAUGAGGAUAAUGAGAAGAAUAGUAAUGGGUUAAUUAGUUGUCGUUUGUUAGCUCCAACGGGUCAAAUUGGGGCCCUGAUAGGAAAAAGAGGGAAGAUUGUUGAUGGGAUUCGGAAGAGAUCGGGGGCAAAGAUUCGGGUUUUGAAGGAGGAGCAGAUUCCUGCUUGUGCAAGCCCCGAAGAGGAGCUGAUUCAGAUUAUGGGUAGUGUUGUGGCUGUAAAGAGAGCAAUGCUUGCUGUUUCUAGUCGUCUUCAGGAUCAAACCCUUGGGGAAAGAGCCCCUGGCCAUAUGUCGUCUAAUAAGGCGUCAUGCAUUUUACAGGCAGACUCUAGUCCAGAACAUAGUCCUAACUCGCCGUCUGUUUUGGAGAGUGUUGUUGAGCACCACUCUGUUGUACAUUCUUUAUCAGCGGAUGUCAACAGAACUCUUCAUCUAGAUGAAGAUAGUUCCCUGAGAAAAGUGGUUUUUAAGUUUCUAUGUCCUAAUAGUAUGGCAGGCGGCGUGAUUGGAAAGGGUGCAAAUAUCGUUAAGUUUCUGGAGAAAGAAACUGGGGCUUCCAUAAAGUUUGCAUCACCAGUGUCUAGGUCAAAGGAGCGUGUUGCCAUUAUUUCUUCUUUGGAGAAUCCAGAUCCAUUGUACUCUCCAGCACAAAUUGCUGCUGUUCGUGUUUUUUCCAGAUGCAUAGAAGUUGGCCUUGACAAGGGGGUAUUAUCAAGCUUAGGUAAUAAGGAGAAUGUGGUGGCAAGAAUUCUUGUUGCAUCAGAUCAGGCUGGCUGCUUAUUGGAUGAAGGUGGAAGGAUUGCUUCAGAUAUAAGUAUCACAUCAGGUGUUGACAUACAAUUAAUGAGAGCAGAUCUUCUUCCAAAUCGUGCUGGAGCAGACGAUAAUGUGGUUCAGAUUACGGGUAACUAUGAAAAUGUUAAGAGCGCUCUAUUUCAAGUUACUGGAAGACUCAGGCAGAACCUCUUUUCUGGAGCUGUACCAAAAGGAGCAGACUGGACGCAUGGUUCAUACUCGGCUAUUCCUAGCAGCAGCCCUGAUGGUAGAGAUGCAGGUUCUUCGGCUCAACUGGUACAAUUGUCAAGACUUUCUUAUAUUCGUCAACUGGAUCACCUUGGGUUUGUACAGAAGUCAACCAGUUCUUACCAACCUGGAUCGCAGUUGGGACAGGCAAAUAGCAUAAAUAGUAUCCCAAAACCUGUAGAUGGUGCUCAUGGCUCGACAACUUUUCCAAGUGGGCUUAAGCAGGAAAGUAAUGUUGGAAACAAGGAACCAAAAGAAACGGUGGAGGUUGUGGUCCCAGGAGAAGUGUUUGGCUUUGUAUAUGGUGAGAACUGCAGUAACCUGGAUCGCUUAAAAGAGAUAUCCGGUGCAACUAUCGUGCUGCAAGAUCCUUCCCCUGGAGAAAGUAGCGGGAAGGUGAUUAUAUCUGGGACGCCCGGGCGUAUCCAGAUUGCACAGAGCUUACUUCAAGCUUUCAUUUCAUUUUAAUCACGCUGUGUGAUCACUCUAAGGAUUAAUUUUCCUGUGCCGUAAAUAGUCAGCAGUAUGCUUCACAACCAGUAACUAAAGUUCAACGCCAUGUCGAAUGAAGCCUACAGUUAAUGUAAGAGUUGAGGUUUUGUUGUCAUGGUAGAUCAGUGUAUUUUCCAUGUGAAUAUCCUUGUCAAUAUCUGAACAAUUCUUAGAAUAUAUACUCUUGAUGUAUUUCAAUUGUAAUCAUUGUAACUGAUUGUGGCAAUGUGGAUAAAGCUCAUCCAUCUUCAA